AUGGAGUCGACCAAUAUGGAUCUGGAGAAGGAGUUGACCUGUUCUAUCUGCACGGAGCUGUUGUACCAGCCGCUCACGCUGCUCGACUGUCUGCACACGUUCUGCGGCGCUUGUGUGAAGGAGUGGUUCAGCUUCCAAGCGCACGCAGCCGAGACGAACCCGACGCCACCAGCACCGGGCAAGGCGGUGUUUACGUGUCCGUCGUGCCGGGAUGCGGUGCGCAGCACGCGGCACAACGCGACGGUGGUGACGCUGCUGGACAUGCUGCUGACGGCACAGCCGGAGAAGCGCAAGCCAGCCAGCGAGCGGGCCGAGAUGGACAGCAAAUACCGACCGGGUGAGAACGUGAUUCCGAAGCUACGACUGGCCGAGAGGACGGCAGAGCAGCAGCGACUGGACGCCGAGGAACAGCGGCUGGUCGACGAGGUGCGCGAGAUGAGCCGACAGGAGGCAGUGGCGGGCGGAGGCGGGGAAUCAUCUAGUCUGCAGGCGAUCCGUCCUCGCUCGCAUCGGGAAGGCAGCCGACAGCGCGGCUCGACCGCAACAGCAGCUGCAACAGCAACGGCGGCCGCGUUUGGGCGCGAGAUGGGCCACCAGUCGUCGCUCCGGUCGCUGAUUAGCCGGUCGGACCAGGGUACGUCAGGCCUGCUGGACAUUGAGCGGGAGAUUGAGGAGUUUGCACGGCAGAUCCAGGAGGAGGGUAUUCUGGACGGGCUGGACCUCGACAACAUCGACCUCGACAACGACGACGAGCUGAGCCGGCGCAUCGCCGAGGCGUAUCAGCGGCGACAGCGGGGACGAUCGCGUCAAGACGGCGGCCGGCGAAGCAAUGCCAGCGGUACGUCGCGACGGUCAGACGUGUCGCGGCCACCGCCUUCUUCAAGCCGCCAGCGGUCACAGUCGCGUUCAUCCCAGCAGUCCGUGCAAUCUGUGCAGUCUGCGCAGUCCCAGCACUCCGUACAGUCCCGGCCGGCCGGCCAUUCCCCGUCGGCAGCAGCCCAUCUGGCAGUCCAUGAGGAGCCACGGCAUCACCGGCGACACCGGGCGGCCAGCGAGGGUCGCAGUGCCAGUCUGCCGACGGUGGCACAGCUGGCCGUUAGCUCGCGGUCAGGCGCACGAUCUCAGGUUAAUUUUGGCGUGCAGCAGGAGCGGGAGAGCGAGUCGUCGCCACUGGCGGAGCUAGAUUCAAAUUAUGCAACGUCCAACAUAUUGCCGCUAUCCUUGCCCUUUCGCCAGCGGGCUUCCGGGCUGGAGCAGCUCAGGUCGGCCUCGACAGCGUCGGACCACCACAAAGGGCCAGGGGAUGACGGGGCCAAACCAACGACGACGGCCGUGCACGAGUUACCGCUGACGACAGCCCCCUUUGUGUCGUCACCGGGGACGCUGAGCGACGGGUUCGAGCGGAUGCCGCUGCCGGCUGUGUCGCCACCCUCGUCGGCCGGCUCGUCGUUCUCAGGGCAGCACCAGCAUCGACAGCGGCUGUCGCAGCUGUUUAUGGAGCCAGCGAUCACGUGUGGGGCCUGUGGCCGCGAUCACAUCGAGUACGAGGUGCACUACAACUGUGCGGUCUGCAGCCACGGCCAGUGGAACAUCUGUCUGGACUGCUACCGGCGCGGGCGCGGGUGCCAGCACUGGUUCGGAUUUGGCUACACGGCAUGGCAGCGGUGGGAGAAGGCGGCGGCAGGAGCAGCAGAAGGAGAACCGCUGGCGCCACCGCACAUGUUGACGGCUAACCGUUACCUGCGACCACAGACGACAGACAUGACAGCGGACGGGCGGCGAAGACUGACAGACGACGACCCGCAAGACCGGCUGCAGAGUGGCGUCUUCUGUGCCGGCUGUCAGGCAUGGGCCAACAGCUGUUACUGGCGCUGCGACGUGUGCAACGACGGCGACUGGGGCUUCUGCAACGGCUGCGUCGACCAGGGCCGUGCCUGCACGCACGCGCUGCUGCCGCUGGCCCACCAGAGCAGCAGCCUGUUUUCCGGUGGUGAUAAUGGUAUGCUGCCGGUUCCUCCGCCGGCUCCACGGUCUGCCCGGCCGCUGCAGACGGGCGAAGGGAGCGAAGGAGUGGAUGACGGCAAGACCGGCAACAAGCCGCACAUUGGCUCGUUUCGGCCGCUGACGCUUGCCACCAAGUGCGACAUGUGCCGGCGGACGAUUGCGCCGACGCGGCCUCGAUUCCACUGCUACACAUGUCACAGCUCGGCGGCGACAUGGGCCUCGACAGAGCCAGAAGAGACACCGGGCGACUACGACUUGUGUGAAGACUGCUAUGCUCCGGGCGCGCUGGUAGGCGGUAGCAACAUUGCGCCGGAGAACGGACCGACAGGCUGGCGGCGAUGUCCAGCCGGGCACCGAAUGGUGGUGGUGGCAUUCCGGGAAGAUGGCGGAAUGCAUAGACGGGUGGUGCUGCAGGACCUCGUUGGGGGACGACGUCUGCAGACGGAAAAGGACGAGUUGCAGACGUGGUACAUCUGGUUCAGACAGCAGAGACAAUACGAGCGGCUUGUCAGUGCCAACGUCCGCGUCGAGGCACCACCCUGGCGACCGGCAGCAGGUCUGCCCGCUGACGACGCGCGCUUUCCACCGUCAGGCGGCAUCGGACGGACGGCGGUGGCGCGCUGGGCGUGGUUCCCCGAAGCCGGCGCGGAAGACGAGCUGGCAUUUCCCAAGAAGGCAGAGGUGCGGGAGAUCGAAGACGUCAACGGCGAGUGGUUUUACGGGACGUAUAUGGGCCGGCAGGGCCUCUUCCCGGGAGGAUACGUGAGGAUGGAGGAUUAG
Grosmannia clavigera kw1407 is the source of this 2784-nucleotide messenger RNA. Its product is annotated as sh3 domain containing protein. Gene Ontology annotation, molecular function: protein binding; ubiquitin-protein transferase activity; metal ion binding. The record is from RefSeq and is a predicted model, not a curated record. Bases 1 to 2784 code for a protein of 927 amino acids. The transcript is spliced from 2 exons. NCBI's taxonomy places the organism in Eukaryota, Fungi, Ascomycota, Sordariomycetes, Ophiostomatales, Ophiostomataceae. Gene Ontology annotation, cellular component: nucleus. Gene Ontology annotation, biological process: ubiquitin-dependent protein catabolic process; mitotic cell cycle checkpoint signaling; protein ubiquitination.